AUGGCAUCCACUCAGGCGACCACCGGCUUGGUGAGCAAGCUGCCUUCCCGACUCCAAAACUUCUUCGCCCGUUAUCCUCCGCAAAUCUAUUCCGCCGCCGUGGCACCCCGUGCUUCCCCGGAGGAGACGACACAAGCUGUCAGCGAAGAGUCGCUGCCCUCGCCAUACACCCCAAACAGAGACGCCAAGGGCUACAAGCACCCCGAUCCCAAGGAAUUCUCGCCCUCGAAAGCCCUCCUCCACACCGACCCCGAACACCCCAACCCUUUCCUGCCUCACAAGAACUUCCGCACGGGCAAAUGGAUUAGCCCGCGCUACGGGCUGCGCACGCAGGCCGACCUGGUGAAAUUGGCCGUCAAAUACAACGUGGAGGCGCUGCUGCCGCCGGGCCGCAAGUCGACGGAAUUCAAGGAGACCCGGCGCGCGGAGCGGGGAUUGCAAAUCAAGGGUACUGGUAUCGGACAGAAGGUCAAGGGUCACAAGUGGGAACGUACGAUGGAGGCGCGUCUGGAGGACCGUCGCAAGGCUAUGCUGGAAAUGCCGGAGAUGAUCCGGUUGUGGAAGCAGAGAGGUCACGGUCGUGGCUGGAAGAAGUGGCCCAAGCGGUAA
Molecule: messenger RNA, 609 nt
Organism: Aspergillus affinis
Lineage: Eukaryota; Fungi; Ascomycota; Eurotiomycetes; Eurotiales; Aspergillaceae
Product: mitochondrial 54S ribosomal protein mL59
Exons: 2
Coding region: 1-609 (202 amino acids)
Cellular component (GO): mitochondrial large ribosomal subunit
Molecular function (GO): structural constituent of ribosome
Source: RefSeq, a predicted model, not a curated record